AUGGCUUUGAAGGAUACGUUUUACAUCUCACAUGGAUCACCAACGUUGUCGAUAGAUGAAUCGAUUGAGGCGAGGAAGUUUCUACAAUCAUGGAAGAAGGACGUGUUUGGUGAGAAACCUAACUCGAUUUUGAUUAUUUCUGGUCAUUGGGACACGACUGUUCCCACCGUUAACGUUAUUCAGACAACCAAUGAUACAAUCUAUGACUUCUAUGGUUUCCCCAAACCUAUGUACCAGCUUAAAUAUCCAGCACCUGGAGCUCCACAUUUAGCCAAAAGGGUGAAGGAACUACUCAUAAACUCCGGUGUCAACCGCGUCGAGGAAGACAAAAAGCGAGGACUUGAUCAUGGUGCUUGGGUUCCACUCAUGUUAAUGUAUCCAGAAGCAGACAUUCCGGUUUGUCAGCUUUCUGUUCAAUCUGACAUGGAUGGAACUCACCAUUAUAGCCUAGGAAAAGCAUUGGCACCUCUUAAAGAUGAAGGAGUACUGAUAAUAGGUUCUGGAAGUGCUGUUCAUAACUUGGGAACACUUAACCCUCGCGGCGGUGUUGCUCCUUGGGCCUUAGAAUUCGAUAAUUGGUUGAAAGACGCUCUUCUUGAUGGAAGGUACGAAGAUGUGAAUCAUUAUGAAAAAAAGGCGCCGCAUGCGAGAAAGGCUCAUCCACAUCCAGAUCAUUUUUAUCCAUUGCAUGUUGCAAUUGGUGCUGCAGGUGAAAAUUCAAAGGCUAAACUAAUCCAUAGGAGUAUUGAAAUGGGAAGUCUCUCUUAUGCUUCUUACCAGUUUACAUCAGAUUCGAGUUAA
Molecule: messenger RNA, 801 nt
Organism: Lathyrus sativus (Indian pea)
Lineage: Eukaryota; Viridiplantae; Streptophyta; Magnoliopsida; Fabales; Fabaceae
Source: the annotation of a GenBank genome assembly